CAAGAAGAACAAUACAACAGGAGACAUGCAGUCAAAUCAAAAAAAUUUGAACCAGGAACAAAAGUUUAUGUUCAAAUUCACACUUACAAUAAAUGGUCGUGGAUUCCUGGGGAAAUAGUCGAAAAAGUUGGAAGAGUUAUCUACAAUGUACUUGUCGACACACGAAGUCGCUUGGUUCGAGCUCAUGCGAAUCAAAUCAAGUUUAGAGCUAUCAAGGACAAUGACGACUCAUCUCAACAGCAAGAAAUUCAAUUACCACUUGAAAUAUUAAUCAAUGCCUUCGAUCAGGGAGGAAAACAAGAGAACAUUCAAGAAACUACCUCUGUUCCUCAAGGAAAUUCUACUUCACCUCAAAUUCUAGAAGACAUCAAUCAAGAACUAUUGCAACCUCAAGAAUCGUCUUCACAACCAGAUUCAGGUCAACGAUCGGAACCUGUGCAACAGGAACAACCAGUGCUUAGGCGCUCUCAACGCAAUAGACGUCGUCCACGUAAACUGGAGGAUUACCAGUGUCACUCUUCCAGAUAG
Messenger RNA from Cyphomyrmex costatus, 528 nucleotides. RefSeq lists its product as uncharacterized. The record is from RefSeq and is a predicted model, not a curated record. The annotation marks the transcript as partial. The transcript has a single exon. Lineage: Eukaryota; Metazoa; Arthropoda; Insecta; Hymenoptera; Formicidae.